This is a messenger RNA of Nymphaea colorata (pocket water lily), 2594 nucleotides long. RefSeq names its product transcription factor VOZ1. Gene Ontology annotation, biological process: regulation of DNA-templated transcription; positive regulation of long-day photoperiodism, flowering. The coding region runs from base 758 to 2179 and encodes 473 amino acids. The record is from RefSeq and is a predicted model, not a curated record. Lineage: Eukaryota; Viridiplantae; Streptophyta; Magnoliopsida; Nymphaeales; Nymphaeaceae. The transcript is spliced from 4 exons.
AAAGGAAAUUUGGAGGGGAAAAGGGCGCCCCCACCAUUGGAGUCCGCCUUCUUCAUCGCACCAACUUUCCAAGUGCCCUUGUUUCCUUUACUUGCAGUUUGCAUCCAGCAAAAGGAGACCGAGGAGUAGCCUGUCUUCUCCACCCCACCUCCUCCUCCUCCUUUCUUCUUCCCUUCACCCGUCGUCCUUUCCACGACUCUUAGAUCGCCUGUCGCUUCUGCUUCGAUUGCUCUCCCUCUUCCAUCUCUUUGGGUUUCGGGAUCUUUCUAAAAGCGGCUCCUGUUUUGCUUCCGCUCGAAGGAGGGACGCAACUCGUUGCGUGGAAGAGGCACAAUUGCGGUAUUCGUUGCUUUGAUCUUUGGAAGUCUAUGGUUUUUCUGAUUCUGAAAGGAAAGAGACCCGAUUUGGAGUUGUUCACUGGUGGGCUUUGAUAAGGGAUUUCGUCGCCGGAGUUUAUCGAAGGAAAUCUUGUGUUCUUUUGAGUGGAGAACGAGGGUUUGAUCUCUUUCUGGUUUUGAUGGUGUUUUGAGGGAGGAAGUUGUUGAAAGGAAGUAAACUUAGUCUUCCCGUGGGGAUUUUGGGCGGAAUUCUAAGAGAUCCGAAGAAGAACUAGGGUUUUGUUUCUGUAGUUGUUUAAUCUCGUCAUUUUGAUCGGGGUUUGAGGCGGAAAAGCAACGAGGGGUGAUAAGAGUGUAAACACUUGCUUCAAGGAGAACUGGGGCGAUUUUCUGGGCGGGUGUUUUAGACGGAAUUUUUGAUGGGUAAGGGAUUCAACGGUGACAAGAGAUCGGUGUAUCACCGGAACUUCAAGGACAAGGCUAGGAACAGGGUUGAUGAUCUGGAGGGGGUCUUCACGAACUUGCAAAGUGCCAGGAAGGAGAGCCGUACGAGUGAUGUGGCCCUUCUGGAAGAGCAGGUUCAGCUGAUGCUGCGGGAGUGGAAGGCCGAACUGAACGAGGUCUCACCGGCGAACUCGAUGCUGGAAGCAAGUAGGGGUUCGUCAGCUCUCUCCUCUGAUAUCCGUCGGCUGUUGCAGCUAUGUGAAGAGGAUGACGAUGCCACUAGCAAGUUAGCCCCUGCUCCAGUAAGCCCCAAAAUUGAGGAAUAUUACAUAGGUCACACGCAGCUUGUGCCCGAAUUUCAGGAAGUGGUGGAUAAAUUGGAAUGCUCCCCUGGAGGGGGGUUGCAGCAUGCUACUGGCAGUGAUAACAUGGGAACAACCACGGGACUGGAUCAAUUUCACUUUGAUUUGCAUCAUGAUUUUCCGGAUGAUAUUUGCAUUAGUUUCCCAGAUGCUAGCAAUCAGCAAGUUGAAGAAUGUAUUCUUGAUGUUCCUGGUGUCAGCCCUCCACCAGCAGCCUUUUUGGGCCCAAAAUGUGCACUUUGGGAUUGCCCUAGGCCUUCACAAGGAUCAGAAUGGUGUCCAAAUUACUGCAGCAACUUUCAUGCUAGCCUUGCUUUGCAAGAGGGCCCACCUGGGAUGAAACCAGUUCUUCGACCUGGUGGGAUCGACCUGAAAGAUGGUCCUUUAUUUGCUGCAUUGGGUGCUAAAACACAAGGAAAGGAUGUUGGUAUUCCUGAAUGUGAAGGCGCUGCAACAACAAAGUCACCGUGGAAUGCCCCUGAGCUGUUUGAUCUUUCUGUUCUGGAGGGAGAAACACUUAGGGAAUGGUUGUUCUUUGACAAACCCAGAAGGGCCUUUGAAAGUGGGAACCGGAAGCAGCGGUCACUGCCAGAUUACAGUGGCCGUGGUUGGCAUGAAUCAAGGAAGCAAGUGAUGAAGGACUUUGGAGGCUUGAAGAGGUCAUACUACAUGGAUCCACAACCAGUUGGCCAGUUCGAGUGGCACCUUUAUGAAUAUGAGCUGAAUAAUUAUGAUGCUUGGGCACUAUAUAGGUUGGAGCUCAAGAUGGUUAGUGGGAAAAAGAAUUCCAAAGGGAAGGUAAAUGCCGAUCCACUUUUGGACUUGCAGCAGCAAAUGGAUAGGCUCUCAGCAGAGUUUCCUCUGGAGAGCAAAAAGUCUGUGAAGCCACGGUCAAAGAGUACCCAUCAAGGCAGUAUCGCCAAUACACAAUUGGCUUCUAACCAGGCGACUCCAUUAUAUGAGGGCUUUGGAUAUGAGGCAAAUUAUCAAUUUGCAUAUUAUGCUGAUGCCUAUGAUGACCAUUAUGGGACCUAAGUAAGGUCUUCAACAUUUUGUUUUUCUGGUGAUGCCCUUAGCUAGAAAUAGCACCAACUAAUUAUAUUUGCUAACCUGUUUUGCGGGUGUGGAUCCUUUAAAUCUGCCCUAUAUUGGUGUCCCAUGGGGCUUCAUGCAUGGUUUGUAACUGUGCAUGUAUGUUUCAUCUUAAUAUUGUAUUACCUUCAAGCAUGUUCCCAGAGGGCAGGCAUAUGGUUCUAUGUGAGUCUGUCAAGAGCAUGCUGUUGGGGCCAGCUAUCCUUUCGUUGUGUUCAUAUUUCUUUCCGAAUUCAGAAUGGUGGCUAGCUUUCAUGACUGGCACAUUUUUCUUUUUGUUAUUUCCCUUUGUACCUGUUGGAGCUUUAGUAAUAAUGGACUAGAGGUAGUGUAUAGUCAAUUCCCUAUUCCAACUUAA